AUGACAGAGAUUGCUCUUCUCGGUGCUGCUGGUCAGAUCGAGCCCCUCUCAGCCUCCUCUAUAAAGCUCAUAGCCACUGAUCUUAACCACACCGAUACCAAAGUGACUGUUCCAGGCUUUCUACCUGCUGAGGGUGGUUUGGCCAAAGCACUCAGCGGCACGGAUUUUGUCGUCGUCAUCGCUGGAAUCGCCAGGAAACCUGGAACGACGCGAGAUGACUUGUUCAACGUGAGAACUCCAGUCUCUGUUGCCGCCUCAUCAGUCUUCUCACGAAAUGCUUUAGACCAAUGCUUCCAUUAUCAGAUACAUCUUCGCCAAAGUUGCAAAGACCUGCCCCAAGGCACAGUCCCCGUCAUUGGCAGUCACAGCGGUGCUAUGAUUCUUCCUCUCUACAGCCAGGCCCAACCAUACAAAUCUACCGACGGCGGUGCGACAUACAGCCCCCUUGCUAGGGUCGAGGAUCAGGUCAACGGCUUGGGCAACUGGCACCAGCCCAUUCUCUACACCUUGGCCCAGGACUUUGGCGGAUAUAGCGAGGGCACAAUCCUGCUCGCUGGUGUCUCUGCUCCUCGCAAUCUCACCGAGGCCUACAUUGUUCUCUAUGCAAGUGAGAAUGAGGGCAAGGACUGGGAGUUUGUUAGUCGUAUUGUUUAUGGCCCUGGACCCGAGACUGUCGCCAAGGGUGAUAAAGCAAUUUGGGAAUUUUUUCUUAUGAUGUACGAUCACCAGCUUAUUUGCUACUGCUCUACACAAGUCGACCCCAACAUGGCGAUCGUCGCCUACAGCCCAGUCUCAAAGAAAUACUUCAUGACGUUUGAGUACUGUGGCGGGCCCCUUAUCGGUGGCUGCCCAAUUUACUACAAAGUAUCCAAAGACCCUCUCGCCUUUGGAUCUGCUGCCGCGCAGCCUAUCAUCCCUAACGACGGACAACUGAACCCCAACGACAAUCUGCGAGUGAUUUAG
Messenger RNA from Fusarium verticillioides 7600, 963 nucleotides. RefSeq lists its product as hypothetical. The transcript has 5 exons. The record is from RefSeq and is a predicted model, not a curated record. Bases 1 to 963 code for a protein of 320 amino acids. Gene Ontology annotation, molecular function: oxidoreductase activity. NCBI's taxonomy places the organism in Eukaryota, Fungi, Ascomycota, Sordariomycetes, Hypocreales, Nectriaceae.